This is a messenger RNA of Exserohilum turcica Et28A, 306 nucleotides long. RefSeq lists its product as uncharacterized. The coding region runs from base 1 to 306 and encodes 101 amino acids. The record is from RefSeq and is a predicted model, not a curated record. The transcript is spliced from 4 exons. Lineage: Eukaryota; Fungi; Ascomycota; Dothideomycetes; Pleosporales; Pleosporaceae.
AUGGCAAAGGAGUUCACACCUGAGCCCAGGGCAAUUAGGCUGUUGGAAGCGUGCUUGUCUCGGUCAGUAACUGGAGGUAAUCUACUUUGCACAAUUGACCAGCCGAAGCAUAACAUACAAGUGACGUAUAUUACCAACUGCAUUAAGCGGAUGCAAGCGGAGGCUAUCGAGUCCAUGGAAGUCAAGGAAGAGCCAAUUACGCAACUCUACGAGCAUAUGGAUGAGUUCCACAAGCGCAGUGUAUGGAGCGACAAAUGUCAGAGCUGGUACAAGAAUGGCACAGCUGACGGCAAGCCCUGGAUCUAG